GUCAGCCCUAAUCCAGGUUCCGAAAAUUAAGCGAACCUAGUGGUUGUGCUUGGACGGGGCCAAAAAAGUUGAACACUUCCAAUCCACUGCCAUUGCUCCGAACCACCAAAAUCAUCGAGUCCGUCUUCACAACAAUCAGUCAAGAUGGUCCGAUACGCUGCGACUGAGAUUGCACCCUCAAAGUCGGCCCGCGCCCGCGGUGCCUACCUCCGCGUUUCCUUCAAGAACACCCGGGAGACUGCUCAGGCGAUCAACGGCUGGAAGCUCCAGCGUGCCCAGAAGUUCCUCGAGAACGUGACCGAGAAGAAGGAGGCUGUCCCCAUGCGGCGAUACAAUGGCAGCAUUGGACGGGCCGCCCAAGGCAAGCAGUGGGGCGUUUCCCGUGCCCGGUGGCCCGUCAAGUCGGCCGAGUUCCUCCUUGGCCUCCUCAAGAACGCCGAGUCCAACGCUGAUGCCAAGGGUCUCGACACUGGCAACCUGGUCGUCAAGCACAUCCAGGUCAACCAGGCUCCCAAGCAGCGCCGCCGGACGUACCGUGCUCACGGUCGGAUCAACCCCUACAUGUCCAACCCGUGCCACAUCGAGCUUAUCCUGACCGAGGGCGAGGAGGUCGUUCAGAAGGCGGAGGCUGUUGCCGGGCGCGAGGCUCACCUCAGCUCCAGACAGCGCGGUGUGCGCGUGCGACGGGCUAUUACUUCCUCGUAAAUUGAUGAUGGCUGGGACCGGGAGGAUUCGUUGACGGCUUGGCUUUCUUACGGAAACGGUGUACGUGAGCAUGGCAUUUCAGGGUUUUGGCUUGCGAUUUCGAGAAAAAGGAAUCGGGUCAUGCAUGCAUUCACUCAAUAGAGCAUUGAGAAACGAGCGUGCCCGGCUCAAGCUGUCUUUGUCGCGGCUGUCGUGGUGCUCAGUUCCCGAUGAGGGCCUCGAUAAAAGACAAUGAUCUCUGCAAGAUAACUCGGCUUGUGUGAUUGCCAGCCACAGUGUCCAAAUCUUGCCAGGUCUGGCGAGUUUGCUAUGUUCAGCUGCCUCUGUCCUUUGCCUGCCUGAGACUGACAGUACACCCCUUCGUCGUCGCAAAGACUCCUAGCAGCCUGCCAUUGCCCUACCUCUCAACCCGUUGCUCUAUAUAGUAGAAUGAGACCGCAUAUA
Phialemonium atrogriseum is the source of this 1149-nucleotide messenger RNA. Its product is annotated as ribosomal protein L22/L17. Gene Ontology annotation, molecular function: structural constituent of ribosome. Lineage: Eukaryota; Fungi; Ascomycota; Sordariomycetes; Cephalothecales; Cephalothecaceae. The transcript is spliced from 4 exons. The record is from RefSeq and is a predicted model, not a curated record. The coding region runs from base 145 to 705 and encodes 186 amino acids. Gene Ontology annotation, biological process: cytoplasmic translation. Gene Ontology annotation, cellular component: cytosolic large ribosomal subunit; ribosome.